AUGGCCUCGCAGGAUGUGCCGUCAUUCGCGUAUUCGGAAGCCUUCACGCCUGCGCGUCCUCGGAAGAAGCGCAACAACAGGCCUGCGAGGGACGGCCCCUCCCCGUCGGCGCUGCUCCAGCAGACAACGGACGAACUGGCCGCCACCGAGUGGACGAGAGAGUGUAGACAAAUCCUCCGCGAGUCGUUGGACGCACUGGGCUUCCGGUGCCCAAGCGUACUCUGCCUUGGCCUGGGCAGCCCGUCCGCGUCGCGUGACGCGCGCGCCCAGCUGGCCUUCCUCCUUGCCAUAUGCGACGACAUACGCAUCGACCGCGCGAAUGUAUCCGUGUACGACCCCGUCUUCGCGGCCGAGGACGUCGCGCUGCUGGCCGCGCUGGGCCGUGGCCGCUUCCGCGCGGCGGCCCCCACCGUCGCGUUCAUGCCGCAUUGCGACCUGCAGCUGUACGAGAACCUGUUACGUGAAAACUGGUCAGGCGCGGGCCCGCAUGCGGCAGCGGACGCGGACGCGGGAGCGGGCCUCUCCAACCUCGUCCUUAUCUCGAACCGCCUAAGCGACUAUGCCGAAAGCGUCCCGGCGCGGAAGAUGUCCGUCGAGCACCCUUGCGUCUGGCGUCUCGCGCCAUAUCUCGUGUCCCGCAACCUCCCGGCGUGCGCGGCGUAUCCGACGGCGUUUAACAACACAGCAGUCCAAUAUGCACGGGUCGGAGACGCAGGCGAAGAUUUCUGGGAGCUACCACCUCCGACAGACACUUCCAGAGGCGGUUCUGAUGAACAUGGAUGUGGCGUAGCGGGCGGUGGAUCAGUCUGA
Fomitopsis serialis is the source of this 810-nucleotide messenger RNA. Its product is annotated as SRR1-domain-containing protein. Gene Ontology annotation, biological process: microtubule-based process. Bases 1 to 810 code for a protein of 269 amino acids. Gene Ontology annotation, cellular component: nucleus; cytoplasm. Lineage: Eukaryota; Fungi; Basidiomycota; Agaricomycetes; Polyporales; Fomitopsidaceae. The transcript has 6 exons. The record is from RefSeq and is a predicted model, not a curated record.